AAAGCUCUAUAAGGUCAUUGUAUAGUCGGGCUUUGUGAAAAGUGCACGCAAGAAAGAAGUAGAACAAAAAGUGGGCCACUUAAGAGUCGAGCAGAAUCCAGACGUAAAUCCAGACGUUUGCCGGAUCGUCUGAUCUUGACAAGUUAUGGCUAGCGUGCAUCGAGAGAGCUUACAAGUGGAGCCCGCAGUGAAGGCUCGAGGAGCAAACCAUGAUUUGCGUCAGAAAAACAACCGCGCUUCGCACAACUGGCAGAAAGUCAGGCUGGCGCUGGAGAUGGAAAGGAAAAAUUUUGCGAAAGGAGCUCAAGACGAUCGCAAUAAACUUUUGAAGCAACGCGAAGUGCUGCGGAACACAUCGUUGAAUCUAUCAAGAUCCGACUCGUUUAAGACCGAGGAAGGGGCGUCCGCGCAACUUAACCCACGUCUGUCUUUGAAAGAUGUCUACGAUGCGUUGUUAAAGUCUUCUAAAAAACAGCCGAACGACAACGGAUCCGACGUGAAAAGCGUCAAAUCCGAACCAGCGCCAGCUAUAGACAGACGCCAAUCGACCGUAAGCUUUGAGCAGAAGCGGGUGGGCAGAAAACCAACCAAUUUCUCUCUACACGGACUACAGAAAGCAAACAGUAAUCUGCAGAGUAAAUUACAAGCUGUGGAGAAAGCUCAACAGCGGGCUCUCACUGUUGAUGAUUCAAAUCAAAUCGAGCGACCUCAAUCUGGACCUCCGCCGAGUCAUUUCGACUUGAACGAGGAGGAGCUCAGCUUAGGGCCGACUCUGAAACUUCCACCGACCCGUCUACCACCCAUAACGAAGGGGGUCUCUUUUAAACCUCAUAUUCGGAGUUUUCAAAAGGACGAAGAGUUUAAGAGGCGAACAAGAGGCGGCGAACAUUCAUUUGAUGAUAUUCGUUACUGCCGAUAUCUAAGAAAGAGAGGGCGGUCAAGGUCUGAUACGACCGAACCAAAGAAAUUGCAUCAACAGCGCCGAUCUGCUGAUUCUCUACCUUCGUAAAGACUAGUUAACGACAAGAAAUAAGAAAUGCGAUGGAGAAAAGAACAAGUGGUUUGAAAUUGCGUCGAUCGAAAGUACUCUUGUUACGACACGAAACUGCUCAUUUGCAUUCAGGCCUUGCACUUUUUUAUGGAACACACGGUACAAGCCAUGGAAGUUUUCUUUAAUCGACACCAGGUUUUUGGAAGUUCACAACACGAAAUAGCAAGGAAGAAACAACAGAUAAUGUGCCGUCUGGCAAAAUAAACAACGGAGACGAACACCAGGACAAAGAAAACAGGAAAAGGCUGUUAUGAAUAUUUGAUAUGUGGUCUAUAGAUAAUAACUUUGCUUUGCUUUAUUAAAAAAAGAGAGCCAUUAAUUCUAAAAGUUGAAUUAGUAACAACCCAAUGUAAAUUUAAAAACAAAAAGUGAAUCUUUAAAAAGAACAAAGUAGAAAUAAAAUAUCUGCAAGCUUUACUUGCUUGCUAUUCAAGAUUCAGGAUUGCAACAUAAAAGAUAAAGGAAUGAUAAAGUUAAUUUUAUACGUUGAAUUUUCUCCAUACUUCGUGCGAUAACUCUAAUGCAUUUGAAAAUCGGCUGUUGAGAAAAUUCUACCAAUGUGUUAUUCAAUUCAGGCUUAAAUUACUCAUCCAAAGAAACGUUUCCUUCAAAUGAAUGAGGUGUUUUCAAAUUUGUAAUGACUAUUCAUAACCUUAUCUGUUGCUUUAAAUCAAGAGCAUAAGGCCAAUACAGAGGUCAAUACAAAAUGUUUGCACCAAAAUUCAGAAUAUCUAAAAAGCUAUAAUAAAAAAUUCUUGAUAUCUACGGAA
Molecule: messenger RNA, 1821 nt
Organism: Stylophora pistillata
Lineage: Eukaryota; Metazoa; Cnidaria; Anthozoa; Scleractinia; Pocilloporidae
Source: RefSeq, a predicted model, not a curated record